Molecule: messenger RNA, 2001 nt
Organism: Daphnia pulicaria
Lineage: Eukaryota; Metazoa; Arthropoda; Branchiopoda; Diplostraca; Daphniidae
Product: protein cueball-like
Exons: 7
Coding region: 295-1782 (495 amino acids)
Source: RefSeq, a predicted model, not a curated record
GCUAUAAUUUUGACCAGCUGUCUACACUCAAAAUGUUUUGGAAAUAUUCGUUAUCAGAAUAUCUGCAUACACAAACUGGUUAAAGAUCAAGCAUGUCUGGAGAAAAUCGUAUAAAGCUGAAUAGCUGUUGCUUCGCUCGCCUUAGUCGAUCUAGAGCAGCUAAGAAAGUGAUUAACGCUCUAACAAGCUGCUGAAGUGAGUCUCUUCAAUCAACUUAAAAGGAUUAAAUCUAAUUACAGCUGAAUCAGAAGAAAAUAGGAAAUCUGCUUCAGAUAUUUUUUCAAUACUUUUGAAAUGUCAUUUAAGACAGUCUUGAUGUUUCUUUCUUUCACGCUGGUAGCCGGCAGCAUCUUCAAACACGAUGAUCUCCUCAUUGCCGUUGGCGAUCAGCUUGAAAUCCUCGCCAAUGGAAGUGAGUCCCGAACGCUGACGUUGGAUUCCUACAAUGCGUCCAAGUUGUCCGCUCUCUCCUACGAUGCCACAACAAAGAAACUUUUCUUCUCCGACAGGCGUCAUCGUCAUGGCCACAUUUUCAGCGUCAAACUCGACAACGAAUUUCGUCAGAAUCCUGUUGAAGAUAUCGUUGAAAAGAACAAUAACGAAACUGUCGAGGGCUUGGCGUACGAUCCUGUGGAUAAAAUGCUGCUUUGGACAGACGGGUUUAAUCGAUCCAUCCGUCGAGUUCAAAUCGAUCACGACGGCAUUCACGUAGAAGAGAAUGCAGCUGUUGAAGUUGUCCACUUUUUAAACAGUGAAGAGAAACCACGUGGCUUGGUGGUCGAUCCUUGUACGAGGAAAAUGUAUUGGACAAAUAGAAACAUGUCUCGUCCAACUAUUGAGCGUUCGCAUUUAGAUGGCAGUUUGCGUGAAAUCCUUAUCGAAGACGAUCUGUUGUUACCGAACGCACUCGAUCUGGACGUGACCGAGCAAAUUCUCUACUGGGCUGACAACCACCGCAACGGCUAUUUUCGUAUUGAAAGGAGCUUCGUGAACGGAACUGCAAGACAAGAAGUUUAUAGGGGCAUCGGUCAGUUCAUCGUCAGUCUCACGGUGGGAUCUGAUUACGUUUACUGGAGCGACUAUGAUCACAAGAAUGUUUGGUCUCUACCAAAGGAUGGCUCUUCGAAAAAUCCUAUAAUCCUUCGGAAAUUCACUCAACCAGCCAUGGGUUUAGUAGUGUUCCGCCACGAGCCUCUGAACUGCAGCAGCAAAUUUUUGUCUGCUGAAGUUGAUCAAUCAAUCGAUCAAUCUGAUUUAUCGAUACAUGAGCAGUCACCAUUUCAGCCAGAGUACGAUGUUGCCGAUUUGUGUUUAGGGUUUUGCUAUAACAACGGGGAAUGUGUUCACGUGAACUCUGAUCUGCGAUGCAGUUGCCCAGUCGGAUUCAGCGGAGAAAGAUGUGAAUUGGUCAGUGAAAAGUCCGUUGCAUGGCGGGAAUGUGACACUAUUGUCGAUGAGUACAGCAGAGCCGAAAUAACAUCACUGAUAUGUUUGACCGCAAUCUGCAUUAUUCUGUUGGUAAUCGUCGUCAUCCUCAGCGUUCAGUUGAUGAAAUUAACGAAUGGCAAGCAACUCCGAGUGUUCAAAAGGAGAGUUUUGAAACAUCGUCCUGAUAAAACUGAAAACAGUAUGUUAGUUGAAGAUUUGGAGAACUGCUGCAACUCGUUUUCAUUGUGUGAAAGGUCGUGCCCACAGCAACAGGAUUUAAACUCUGCUGCUAAGGAGAACAGUUGGAAAGAUGGUAGCCGUGAUUGUGCUACCUUGCUCAAAUGUGAAUAUUGAUGCUGCUCAAGAGCUAGGUUGCUCAACAAGUAAAUGCAUUUUUCGUGACAUUAAUAGCCUUGUUAGGGUCUUAAUCAUUGUAAACUAUGAACAUUCAUUAUCUUUCCUACUGUAUGUGUUAAAAUCGCACGUGGGAGUUGCUUACCGUUUUUAAUAAUCGUUUUCGCUUAUCGUUCGUGGUUGUAUUUUAAAAAUACAAAAUCAGCUGACCUGUUACAA